Plasmodium knowlesi strain H is the source of this 360-nucleotide messenger RNA. RefSeq names its product conserved protein, unknown function. The coding region runs from base 1 to 360 and encodes 119 amino acids. The record is from RefSeq and is a predicted model, not a curated record. NCBI's taxonomy places the organism in Eukaryota, Apicomplexa, Aconoidasida, Haemosporida, Plasmodiidae. The transcript has 4 exons.
AUGAGGCGAAUGCUUCUGUUCAUGCUCAUCGCCCUGUUCUGCGCUACAAAUCGCGAUGUAGGAGUGUGUCACAUGUGCACAACAGACCUGUGCGGGAGAUGCUGCCACCCUAUCCAAGAUGGCUGCGAAAAUAAUUUCCACGGAACAAUGAGGGGGAAUGAUCACGGUGACGACGUAUAUUGCAGACUCUGCGACUGCAGCAAUUCAAGCACAGGAUGUGGAUGGGUUGGAGACACCUACGGGAAAGUGAUCUGCACGAGCUGCGAUUUUAUCAAGCAUGUCUCUGUCAAAGUAAAAUAUUUCGAUGUAGCAGGCUGUGGAUAUGAACUGAAGCGGGGACAACUUCUCAAUAAUGCCUGA